Molecule: messenger RNA, 1212 nt
Organism: Stylonychia lemnae
Lineage: Eukaryota; Ciliophora; Spirotrichea; Sporadotrichida; Oxytrichidae
Source: the annotation of a GenBank genome assembly
AUGAUAACCUCACCUCCAAGGCUCUCGAAUAAUCCAGAACUUACACCAGAUGAGAUCUCACGAUCUAAGUCAACUCAAAGCUUUGAUGACUUCCUGCUUACAAGAUACAGGAAUUCAAAUGCUAAAUAUGAUUUUUCAGAGAGUCCAAGAUACUUAGAUUAAAAUCUAAUUUCAAAUAAGACUUGCCCAGAGAGAUUUGAACUAGACUUAGAGUAGAAAGACAUAUUAGCAACUCGAGAUUUUCAACUAUAACCUAAAAGUUCAAUGACCUUAAAUAUCUUCAAAAUUUCUUGCCUUUUGCUAUCAUUGAUUGCUACUUCUUCUAUCUUACCAUUUUCAGUCGCUUUACCCUUGGAAAGUACUUUACUAAAGCUGUGUUGGAGAUACUCAAGCAUGAUUCCAUUCUUAAUUAUACUCUCAUUAUUCCAACUAAACUAACAAAGAAACCAGCUAAAAUUGAUGGAAUUGAUAAAAGAUAAGAAUGUGAUGAUUUUAGCCACAAAAUCAGCAAUUUCCCUCUUUUUAGUUCAAACUACAUAUCUUGUUAGUGGACAAUAUACAAUAAUAUCUCAUGCAACUAUUCUGAGCUCUUUCGGAGGAGCUAUUAUUGUUGUGUAUAGAUUUAUUACCAAAUAGAGAGUUCACUAAUUUGAGUACAUGGGUAUCGCUAUGGCGACAAUUGGAUGUGUAGUCUCAUGUAUGGAUGAAGUCUCUAAAGUUAAAGAAGAGGAUUUAAACAUUCCACUUGGGGAUGCUUGUGGGCUUCUUUGUUCAGUUUUCAUGGUUAUUAAUUUUAAUCAAACUCACGAGUUAAUUAAAAAGGUGCCAUCUUCUUUAGUAACUUUAUAUUCAAUUUCUUUGGGGCUAAUUCUAAUUAUUUUUUUUGGACUAUCUUUCGAUACAUUUACUUUAGAUAUGGAUGUUGAAACAGGUGUUUUUGGGUUUUUCGAUGAGAAGUACUUCUUGUAUACUUUUUUAGUUUUAGGAUUUUUUACCGGAACCGUAUCUUAAGUAACAGAGUACUAAGCCUUGAAAUAUUUCUCUCCCUUAGUUGUCAUAAAUUUCCUUCUGUUUGAUCCUAUCAUAUCUCAAAUUCUGUCAUGUUGGAUGGGUAUUGAUCACGCUCCAGGAAAGAUGACUUACUUCGGCGGGUUGUUCACUUUAUUAGGGAUCUUCUUUGUUUCUUACGGGGGACAGAAGUUAUCCAAAUGA